GGCGUUGUGCUGGGAAAUUGGAUGUGGUAAAGAUCCCUGAUACGAAUGUCAUUAAGCUAAAAAAAGGAAGCCGUCAGGUUCUUGAAUGGAAUUUUAUUUGUGCUGGAGACAUAUUUUUGAGCGCAGUCAUAUGCCGAAAUGGAAACCACGAUCUCAUAUCAAGUUUGGAUAGUUACUACAAAAUAACUCAAAAGCGUUCACAAAAGAAUAACGAAGUUUCACUCCAACACACAAUAACUAUUUCCAACUUUUCAAGGAGUGAGAAUAUUACAUGUACAACUGACAUCCAAAGUUCACCAUCGGCGACGUUCGUUCUUCUUGAAGAAGGUAAGGAGAUUCAUGUAAAUUAUAGUGAGCUCUUGAACGGCGCAAAGUAUAUAGCGAUUAAUAUUGCCAUUUCUGAAAUAAGAGACUGAAAUAUGUUCAAACACUCUCAACAAUCCGUAGUUGUAACUAAUUAUUAAGGAUAAAUAAUUAUUCGCCAAUGAGAAGUAAUUGUUGGGAAUUAUAAACCAUAUAACUGCCUGAGGCUGAAGAGAAUAAUCAGCAUCAAUUUUCCAACAAAACUAAGAAAAGAAGGAGAUAGGAAAUGGCUUAAUUUACAUUUGACUUAACUUAAGCACACAGUGAUAGUUGGAAGCGGAUGCGUGUUUCGAAAGUCUUUUGACUUUCAAAGUUUGUCUGAAUUUUGAAUUAUAAAAACAAUCCUCUUUUACCCUUUUCCCACAUGCAUCUUGCUUGGUGCAGGAAACAUUUUGAUUCGCGGUUGUCUGCCUUCUUUGAUUAGCUAGGUUUCAAUCAUGUAUGACGGUGAUUGACAUCCUGAAAACCAUGCAUGCAGGGUUAGCCAUAAAACUAUACUGCUAUGCGACCAAAUAACAAUGAGUUGAUUCUUGAAUAGUUGUCAGUCAAAUUGGUGUUUGAAAUAGUAACCGAUUAUAAUUUUUGGCUCAUGAUGGCCAUGCAAACUAAGGGCUUUAUUUCGCCUCGUUUUAUCAGUUAGUCAGCUAUGCUUGGACUAAAGACAUUAAUUCCAAUAAUGGAAUUUUAUAAGAAUUCCAUUAAUUAAGCAUCAAACAAAAAAUGAGCAUGUUAUUUACCGCUUGGGUUGACCGCAACAAAUACAUAUUUUUCAAAAGCAUCCCAGUAACAAUACGUAUAUAAAAAAUAUCGGAUGAAUAGGACCUAACAUAUAUAUGAAUUAUUCUCACAUCUGGGUAUGAGGAUGUUAUGCUCGUAGAUGUGCAAUAGUGCUGAAAAUAUGAAAUUCCCUCUUUCGUCAGAAAGCUCUCUAGCAUUGCGUGCAUCGCAAACUAAUGAAGAUUUUCCUAUAGACGUAUUAUUCUCAAUAUUAUUUUAUUUUAUGCGUAUAUAUAGGUCAACCGUCGGUUGUUGAUCAAAGACAAAAAGACGAAAAAAGUUUUUUCAAAGAGAAAGGAGUUUGGUUAGUGGCUGGUGGCUGUGUAUUACUGUGUCUUGUUGUAGCUCUUUUACUUUUAUGGUUAAGAAGGAAUGCUAG
Messenger RNA from Paramuricea clavata, 1519 nucleotides. The record is from the annotation of a GenBank genome assembly. Lineage: Eukaryota; Metazoa; Cnidaria; Anthozoa; Malacalcyonacea; Plexauridae.